UCCCGCUGAGCUCCACUACACCUCGCUGUUUCCAGAUGCAAGGCGCAGAAACUUAAAGAAGCAGCUGAAUGUGUGGAUGACGGAGUGUAACUUUCUGCGUGGGACUUUUGGCUUCAGAACUUGCCAUUAUGACACAAUAAUUUGUAAAGUGGGCUUCUUUUUUUCCUCAAGAUAUCUAAUCUGGGCCUUUUUUAAACAUUACUGUUAGAACUUUUAUUGUAACAUCUAUAGGAUUGGACACAUGGACUAUUUUAUCCUCAUCCUGGGACAAUGACUAACUGCUCUUGGAGUUAUCUUUAUGAAGGGAAUUAGGCUGUUUCAGAAAGAUAACAUUGUACAGUUCUCAAGAGCAAUGGAAUUUUGUUUGCAUAUUCAACUUCUUACUGCUUUUGUCUUGUGUUUUAAGGUCUGUGCUCAGGUGGUACCAAAUGAGAAUCAAGCAGGCCUGCAGGUGUUGGCCACGGCUUCACAUUAUUGGCCUCUUGAUGCAGUGGAUGGAAUUCAUGAGCUGCUGGACCAGAUUGGAAGCAGUCCGCGUUAUGUCAGCGGCAGCGAAAUAACUGUCAGAAUCCACAACCACACUGUGCUCCCUUCUUCCCAUAACUCUUCCUAUGUGUAUACCAAUGACUCUGCCUACACUAACAUUUCUGCAAUAGUAGACAUUGUUGAAGGCGUACACAAUAAGGGUAUCUUUCUGGACUGUGAUAACGGCGGCCUCUUUCUUUACUUUGGAAACUACCAGAACUCCUGCGUCAGUGAUCUUAAUCUCUGUGCUCUGGAUGGUGUGACCUUCUCCUUUUUUUGGAAAAACGAAAAGCCAGAUUCCAACUUUGCUGUGGCGUCUGGAGCGAAAGUUAUCUCGAAUAGCUUCACAGUCUUUGCAGACUCUCACAAGGGAUGCGUGGAGCUUUACACGCGAGACGACAAACACAGAUGGAGAGCGGAAAUUCCCACUUCAGGCUCAUAUUGGACACAUGUUCUGUUCACCUGGACCAAGAAGGACGGUCUAAAGGUUUUCAUCAAUGGGACUUUGUGUGACGGUGAUCCCUCCGGCUCUACCUCAGAGAGUUCUGCGGACUUCGGUUCUGACGUUUUCCUUAAAACCGAGAACAACAAGGCGCAUCGUCGUUAUGUAACGCGGGCUUUCGAUGAAUUUGCCAUCUGGAAGAGGGCCCUUUCUCCCCAUCAGAUCAAACUCUAUUACAGAGCAGCUGUAGGUCAGGAUGUGGUUUCUGCCACAACGCACGGAAAUGCUUUGGAUGUCCCUACUACUGCAGCAACAGGUAGAGCUUUUGAAGUGAGUCCUCCUGUGAUCAGCGGUCACCAGGAGGUGGUCCAGAGCUCCCAGGGGCCGAGCACCAAGCCCGUGUUGGACUUCCUCAGCACGCUGCCCAACAGGACAAUUCCUCACAACGCUGCCGACAACCUCACCCAGGCUUUUCUCAAAAGUGUGGAAGAAGUUCUGACUUCUCCAGGAUUGCCAGAGCAGGCCGACCCGGUGGUCAGCAGCUUGAUUGAGACAGUGGACAUCGUGAUGGGACAAAUGGUGACCAAGCUAGAGUUCAGCUCUGACUCUCCCUUUUCCCUGGGUGGAACGUCUUUGGUUGCAGAUUACUCCCUGAUGAAGCUGCCACAGAACUUCAAUCUGCCACAUUACCGCUUUCCCACACAGGGGAAGAAUUACAUCUCAGUGCCUGGGGAGGCAUUUGCAAUGCACACUCAAACCACCAUUGUUGGCCUCUUCUACCACAACAUGCACAAGUACUACAAAGAAAUCAGCCCAGCCAAGACGAGGAUUACCGAAGCAGCUGACUACAAGGAUCACAAGAUCCAGAUAGCAAGCUGCCUGAUUUCUCUGAAAGUGGAGCCUUUACCACCAUUGUUGGUCAACCAUUCUGGAGCACCGCUCAUCAAAAUUGUCCUCACCCACUUUCUGACUAAAGAACAGCAAGACCAAAUGCUAAAUCAGAGCAAUAAAGUCUUCCUCUACUGCGCCUUUUUGGACUACAGCACUAAUGAGGGAGUGUGGUCCAAUGAAGGCUGCGUUCGCUCAGAUGGAAACUCGUCGUAUUCUGUGUGCAUGUGCAACCAUCUUACCAAUUUUGCCAUCCUCAUGCAAGUUGUGCACUUGGAGCUCACUCCUGGCCACAAGAUGGCACUAUCAACCAUUGGGUAUAUUGGGUGUUCAAUAUCCAUCUUCUGCCUGGCCAUCACUCUGGUUACAUUUGCAGUUCUUUCGUCUGUUAGUACCAUCCGUAAUGAGCGCUACCACAUCCACGCUAACCUGUCCUUUGCCAUCCUGGUGGCAGAGAUCUUACUGCUCAUCAGCGCUCGCUUUGAGCCGGGCACGCUGCCCUGUAAGGUCAUGGCCGUCCUGCUUCACUUCUUCUUUCUGAGUGCGUUUGCCUGGAUGCUGGUGGAGGGUCUGCAUCUCUACAGCAUGGUGGUGAAGGUGUUUGGCUCAGAAGGCAGCAAACACUUUUACUACUAUGGCAUUGGAUGGGGUUCUCCACUGCUGAUCUGUGUUGUGUCUGCGACAUCGGCCCUCAAAAGCUAUGGAGAGACUGUCAACUGCUGGCUGUCGCUGGAGAUGGGAGCCAUUUGGGCAUUUGUGGCACCUGCUCUUUUCGUCAUUGUGGUUAACAUAGGCAUCCUGAUAUCCGUGACGAGAAUCAUAUCAAGAAUCAGUGGGGAGAAUUAUAAGGUUCACGGAGAUGCUAACGCGGUCAAGCUGACAGCCAAAGCAGUGGCAGUGCUCCUGCCCAUACUCGGCAUUUCCUGGAUCUUUGGAGUUCUUGCCUUCAACACACACACGACUCCGUUUCUAUAUGUUUUUGCUGUAUUUAACUCAUUACAAGGGUUCUUUGUUUUCUUGUUCCACUGUCUUCUCAACUCUGAGGUCAGAGCUGCAUUCAAGCACAAAACCAAGGUUUGGUCUCUCACCAGCAGCUCUAUAAGAAACGCCAAUGUGAAACCGUUCAACUCUGACAUUAUGAAUGGAAACAAGGAGGGUGUAACUCCCACUAAGAUGAACACAUGGGACAAAAGCACCAACUCGGCCAACCGUUUUGACCUCUCCGCUGUGUGACAGGAGAACAAUGUGUGGCUCACUUGGGUGGAAAGGCAAACACUGGCCAGAGAGCUCUUCCACUCUGUCAUUACAUGCAGUCAAUUUGAAGUUGUAUAAUAUGUUCACGCUUGAGGACAAACAGACUUGUUGGACUGUGCUUGAUAUUCUCCCACAGAGAAUGUUCUGUGUUGCUCUCAAAGUAAAAGAAAAAAAAAAUCUGAUUUUUCAGGAGAGGUCCGCAGGAUUAAUGAGAGUAACUGAAAUGCUCCAAUAAACAGCACGGCACAUGCAGGAAACACACCAGUAGCUAGUGGAGAGUUCGGCAGAUGAACUGAAUUCUUUUCUGAAGCAAGACCAAAAUGAGCUACUAGGCUGAUGUUUGUGACAUUGUUGUCUUAGUUUAUGCUAAAUUAAUAGAUUUUAGAAAAAACAUAUUUUCCAUCUGCUGCAAUAUUCCCUAACCAAUGUUUCAUCUUGCAAUGAAUGUUUAAAUUCACAAUAAUGGCCUAAACUCUACACUCCUUUCUUACGUACAGAUAUUGUUUUUAUUACAUUAUGUGAAGUUACAACUAAGUGAUUGGUAAAGCCUAAACGAACUGUGAAGAGGUUUCCCAGACUCUGCAUAAAUGGGACAAUCAAGCCCCCCUUCAUUCAAUGGUUAACUCUUAUUAUCUCUGCUAAGCAGCAUAGAAACAAGACAGUCAGUUCAGGUAAAACAAGUUUCCGGCUACAUUUGAAGAAUAACAUUUCAUAACAGUUUUUUUAAAGUACAGAAGACAAAAUAUACGAAUUAGAAUCAGCCUUUUUCUGUCAGUGUACUGAAAUGAAAUCUGCUUCAGUAUAGCCCAUCCAAAGAACAAAAGAAAAGACAAACGAACAACGUAAGGCAUGUGUAGACAGGUACCUAAGGCUGUUGCCCCCAUGGGAGGCUCUGCCCUUCCCUUAGUAGGUACAUGAUGUACAGAGCUUUACAAACCCUUUGUGUCUUUAGAUGUGGAGCAAAUCUAUCAAUCUUGUCUGUUUUAAAAGUGUUAGAACUGAUCUCACCAACUGUAGAAGAAAUGAGAAACAAACGAAAAGAUUAAUCUUUCAGAGGACCUAAGAAUCUGAAAAAGUUCAGAAAUGAGUAUAAACCCUGAAGAAAAGUCUAAAAGAAAAACUCCUUCUCUCUUUUACAUGUAUUGUUGGUGACUUCUGGUGCCAGUAUGACUUUUUGCUGCUCUCUUAUGCACAUCCUCCAGACAAAAAUGAAUACCCGACACCGGAGCACACACCGCUGCCAAUGUCCAACUUUACAUCCGCACAGGCCAAAAAAACUGUGAAAUGGUUUCCUGCUACAUUUGAAGAAUAACAUUUAAUUUAAAAAAAAAUAAUUAAGUACAGAAGACAUAAAGAAAUAGAAAUGAAAUUCUGGGAUGCUGUCUAAAUCUCACCAAAAAAGACUGAUAUUGAAUCAAAACAAUCAAACACUUAGGCAACCAGACUGUUGCCAUUUUUCUUAAUCAUAUAAAUCAAAUUAACAGUGGAAGAAAACUUUUAAAAGUUUUUUCAAUUUCACAAAAAAUGACCAUUUUGAUGGGAUGAAACUCUAUCGCGUGUAUUAUUGGAAUAACAAGAAAACGAGACAUUUACUUUGAGCAAGAUGGAACCUAAAAGAACCAUAUUUAUGCAAAUGAUGAGCUACAUAAUCAGGUGACUAGUUAUCUAGAUCAAGUCUUUCUUUUUCUUAAUUGGUUGAAUAUAAUAAAAGUAGAUUUCUUUCAAUGGUCAGACAUAGGAUUAGUAUUGAUCUUUUCAUCAAAAUGAUUGUGGUUUGUACAGUAAACGGUGUUAUGAUGACACAUGCUGUUAUUUGCAGGCAGGAAUUAAGCACACUUUAUUGUGUUUAGAAACUAACUUUCAGAAUGUUCUCAGAAUUGUUUGCAUAAUCAUGAACGAAAGGACCAAGAACACAUAGUGUUAGUUUUAAAUAUAGUGUUAUUUUAUACUUUUAAAACAACGCAACACCAGCUGUUAAUCUAUUGUACAUCACAAAGAAAAAAGUGCUGACUUUAUCUACGUAAUUAUGUGGUUGACACAGUACUAAUAUAGGUUCGGGGACAGCACAAAAUAACAUUACAGAAGAUUCUAUGGCAGAGAACCUAAAAGUCUGUAUUUAUUUAUGCUGUGACUCUGAGUAUUGUGUAGCCUUGGAACUUUGUUAUAGCUGCAAAAUUACUUUUGUUCACAGUGUUUAUUUUUUUAUUUGUAUUUUUUUCUUGAAAAAUACUUGCUGGAAUAUUAUUAUUAUUAUUAUUAUUAUUAUUAUUAUUGCAAAUGCUUUUUAAGGAACAGUGAAUACUUUUAAUGUGUCCUACAAAAUUCUGUGAAAUUUUUGGGUUUUUUAUGUAUUUCUGCUACAUUUUGCUAGAUUUUCAUGGUACAAAAAGUAUGAAUCGUGUUUUACUACAUAGGGUUGAGAUUGAUUAGGGUUGGUGUUUUUGUUCCUAGAUACUUACUUUGUUAAAAAUGUCCUUAUUGUACACUGUGUCAAAAUAAAAUCUCCUAUUUACUGUAAGUGGAUCAGCACUCACUUUUUUAA
Xiphophorus maculatus (southern platyfish) is the source of this 5651-nucleotide messenger RNA. It is a transcript of the gene adgrd1, whose product is annotated as adhesion G protein-coupled receptor D1. Gene Ontology annotation, molecular function: G protein-coupled receptor activity. Lineage: Eukaryota; Metazoa; Chordata; Actinopteri; Cyprinodontiformes; Poeciliidae. Bases 299 to 3088 code for a protein of 929 amino acids. Gene Ontology annotation, biological process: cell surface receptor signaling pathway; adenylate cyclase-activating G protein-coupled receptor signaling pathway. The transcript is spliced from 26 exons. Gene Ontology annotation, cellular component: membrane. The record is from RefSeq and is a predicted model, not a curated record.